This is a messenger RNA of Cervus elaphus (red deer), 2094 nucleotides long. RefSeq names its product dolichol kinase (gene DOLK). Gene Ontology annotation, cellular component: endoplasmic reticulum membrane. The transcript has a single exon. The record is from RefSeq and is a predicted model, not a curated record. Gene Ontology annotation, molecular function: dolichol kinase activity. Bases 322 to 1938 code for a protein of 538 amino acids. Gene Ontology annotation, biological process: dolichyl monophosphate biosynthetic process. Lineage: Eukaryota; Metazoa; Chordata; Mammalia; Artiodactyla; Cervidae.
GUGACUGCGGGGGCGGAGCCAACAUGGCGAUGCCGGGAGAGGUGAGGAACUCCGGGCAGGCGCGGCCGAAGCUGUGAGGGAGGUGGCGGAGGGAAGACGUCUACGCCGUGAGUGGGAGGCGGUGGAGGAUAGCCUGACGCCAACUCCCAGGCGGCACAGAGUGGCCUACAGUGGAGCUUCCCUUUUGGAGGGAGCUGGAGAACGGAGAAAGAAGGUGCUGGCAAGGCGAAGCUACCGCUGUCUGUCGGGCGGGGAUUAAAGGGCCAGAGUCCAAGGCAUCCCUAGUCACCCCGGUUUUCCGUGGGUCCAGAGUCUAGAGACAUGACCCGAGAGUGCGCUCCCCCGACCCCUGGGUCCGGGGCUCCGCUGAGUGGGUCCGUGCUGGCAGAGGCGGCGGUGGUGUUCGUAGUGGUGCUGAGCGUCCACGCAGCCGUGUGGGAUCGAUACUCGUGGUGCGCCGUGGCCCUCGCGGUGCAGGCCUUCUACGUUCAGUACAAAUGGGACCGGCUCCUACAGCAGGGAAGCGCGGUCUUCCAGUUCCGAAUGUCCGCGAACAGUGGCCUACUGCCCGCUUCGGUGGUCAUGCCUUUGCUAGGACUGGUUAUGAAGGAGCGCUGCCAGGCUGCGGGGAACCCAUAUUUCGAGCGGUUUGGAAUUGUGGUGGCGGCCACGGGCAUGGCAGUGGCCCUCUUCUCCUCAGUAUUGGCCCUGGGCAUCACUCGCCCGGUGCCCACCAACACCUGCAUCAUCUCGGGCUUGGCUGGAGGCGUCAUCAUUUACAUCAUGAAGCACUCGCUGAGUGUUGGCGAGGUGAUCGAGGUCCUGGAGGCCCUGCUGAUCUUCGUGUACCUCAACAUGAUCCUGCUGUACCUGCUGCCUCGCUGCUUCACCCCCGGAGAGGCUCUGCUGGUCCUGGGUGGCAUCAGCUUCAUGCUCAACCAGCUCAUCAAGCGCUCUCUCACUGUGGUGGAAAGCCAGGGGGACCCCUUGGACUUCUUCCUGCUCGUGGUGGUGGUAGGCAUGGUGCUCAUGGGCAUCUUCUUCAGCACCCUCUUUGUUUUCAUGGACUCGGGCACCUGGGCCUCUUCCAUCUUCUUCCAUCUCAUGACCUGCGUCCUGGGCCUCGGCGUGGUCCUGCCCUGGCUGCACCGCCUCAUCCGCAGGAACCCCCUGCUGUGGCUUUUUCAAUUCCUCUUCCAGACAGAGACCCGAGUCUACCUCCUAGCUUAUUGGUGUCUGCUGGCCACCAUGGCCUGCCUGGUGGUUCUGUACCAGAAUGCCAAGCGGUCAUCUUCCGAGUCCAAGAAGCACCAGGCCCCCACCAUCACUCGAAAGUAUUUCCACUUCAUUGUGGUAGCCACGUACAUCCCAGGUAUCAUCUUGGACCGGCCCCUGCUCUACGUGGCUGCUACUGUGUGUCUGGCUGUCUUCAUCUUCCUGGAGUAUGUGCGCUACUUCCGCAUCAAGCCCCUGGGCCAUACCCUGCGAAGCCUUCUGUCCCUCUUCCUGGAUGAACGAGACAGUGGGCCACUCAUCCUGACCCACAUCUACCUGCUUCUAGGCAUGUCUCUUCCCAUCUGGUUAGUCCCCAGGCCCUGCACACAGAAGGGUAGCUUAGGAGGAGCCAGGGCCCUGGUGCCCUAUGCAGGCGUCCUGGCCGUUGGUGUGGGUGACACUGUGGCCUCCAUAUUUGGCAGCACCAUGGGGGAGAUUCGCUGGCCUGGAACCAAAAAGACUUUUGAGGGAACCAUGACAUCUAUAUUUGCCCAGAUUAUUUCUGUAGCUCUGAUCUUAAUCUUUGACAGUGGAGUGGACCUGAACUACAGUUAUGCUUGGAUUUUGGGAUCUAUCAGCACCGUAUCCCUCCUGGAAGCCUACACUACGCAGAUAGACAAUCUCCUUUUGCCUCUGUACCUCCUGAUAUUGCUGAUGGCCUAGCUGCUGUGCAUUAGUGAUGGAGGCAGCAGGGACAUGGGGAGGACCAACAGUCCCCAGAGCAGCCAGCCACUUGGGUUUGAAGAGCCAAGAUGAGGAGAAGCAAAUUUAAUUUUUCAACUGAUUCAGAUUUAAAAUAAAAAUCAAAGCACUCCUGGU